AUGAAUACCAUACCGUUAGUGUGGGCUCCUGGGAAUCGUGGCCGUGGAGUGGUCGUGGCCAGCAUUGACUCGGGGGUUCGCGGCACCCACGAAGCCGUCAAGAACAAUUGGCGCAGUGACUUUGGCUGGUUCAAACCCACUGGCAAAUUCCCCAACCCCAUGGAUUUCAGCUCCCGCAUCAUGGGGCAAUGCUGGUUGAAGUACACCCAAGGCACCAAGUCGACUGUGUUUGGCGUCAAGUCUGCGAUGGUGUUCAAGAUGUGCAUUCAAGAACGGAAUGUCGACUAUUCUGGCGGGGAUGUGGCCAACACUCAGGGUGAAUCGACCGACUUUUGUUGCGAAAGACUGCCAAGUGACGCAAAGCUGCAAGCUUUACACGUGGACAUCUUACAACGGCGGCACGUGCUGGUUGAAGCCGACUAG
This is a messenger RNA of Aphanomyces astaci, 423 nucleotides long. RefSeq lists its product as hypothetical. Gene Ontology annotation, molecular function: serine-type endopeptidase activity. Bases 1 to 423 code for a protein of 140 amino acids. The transcript is spliced from 2 exons. Gene Ontology annotation, biological process: proteolysis. NCBI's taxonomy places the organism in Eukaryota, Oomycota, Saprolegniomycetes, Saprolegniales, Verrucalvaceae. The record is from RefSeq and is a predicted model, not a curated record.